UUUUGUGUUUUUGUAAAAUGUAAAUAGUGAAAUUAUUAAAGAUUUUGUUCAGUUAUAAUUGCUUUAAAUUUUAAUUAAAAAAUCAGAUACCGUUAAGUUCUACUGGUUCUAAUAAUAGUAGUCUGAGAUAUUUCUAUCACUCUUUUUAUUCACCACUAGUGAUAUAAAGUAGUUCGAAUAUAAAAACUGUACGUUUUAUCAAGUUUAAUAAUUGCGUGAAAAAUGCCUUUAUCAAAACGAAGAAGAUUAUUUACUCCCAAGAAACAUAAAGCAAAGACCAAUAUUAAGGAUCAAGAUGAACCGAAGGAUAAUGAAGUCACUACAGCCCGUGGCCGUCUAAAAGGAGCUCUAAUGGAAAUGCUAGAACCGGCAGCUGAAGAAUCUGACGCUUCAUCAGAAUAUACACCAGUUAAGCGAGAAAGAAAUAUAAGCAACCAAGAACAAAAAGAAGAAACAACAGAUGAAGAAGAUUCCUCAAACAGAAGGAAAUCACCACAGCAUCAGUCAUAUGUUCUAAAAUUAUUUGAUAGGAGUGUUGACCUAUCACAGUUUAACGAGGACUCUCCACUUUAUCCUAUAUGCAGGGCUUGGAUUGCUAAUCAACCUAAGGCUAACUAUAAGGAAUUUGGUAAAAAAACGCAAGAACCUCAAGCUGCAGAUGAAAGUGUAGACUUGCCUGGUCCUGAAGGCUCUGCAAUAUCUCGCAUACCUGACUUGAUACCAGAACAAAAAGCAUGCAGCAAGAACAACAUUAAUUUAAAUUAUCGAGAAGCUCCCCCGCCUAGCAAGGAGCAGCUCCUUCACGAGCACAUGACGCGCUGGGCUGGCGUACGCGGCGCUUGGCUCGACCGCGCGGCUCUCGUCGAAGCGCGCUAUAACUCCACACAGAAUAUACUUAAUAAAAUUAAUGUCAAUGGUCUUUAAUGGUUGUUACUGAAUUUUUGCAGAUAGAAGAAUUAAUUAUUAGACACUUGAUCAUUUUCUAUGUUACUAUAUCUUUGAUAAAACAUUUUAAAACCAAAUCAAUGUAAUCAGAAAUUAUUAUUACUUUGUAAGGAUGAUUAUGAAUGAAAGUAAUUGAUUUUUCAGUAAUUUUUUUAUAUGUAAAAUAUAUAUUACAAUUAUUUCUUAAUAGA
This is a messenger RNA of Vanessa tameamea, 1136 nucleotides long. It is a transcript of the gene mip40, whose product is annotated as protein lin-37 homolog. Lineage: Eukaryota; Metazoa; Arthropoda; Insecta; Lepidoptera; Nymphalidae. The coding region runs from base 223 to 924 and encodes 233 amino acids. The record is from RefSeq and is a predicted model, not a curated record. The transcript has 6 exons. Gene Ontology annotation, cellular component: transcription repressor complex; Myb complex. Gene Ontology annotation, biological process: negative regulation of transcription by RNA polymerase II.